CUAUGCCUAUGUGCCGGACAAUUAUAUUCGAUGGAAGUAAUGUGGCCAUUAACCAAAAUGAACAAUGCUCGUCAUUUAUGAAUCCUAUCUGCGAAAAAGAAAAAUCAUUCUGCAAGACAUCGAACAGUAGUCACACAUUAAAUCAUGAUUGGGUUAGAGUUGGUGGACAAGGGCUAUAUUACAAGUUAUCUCGCACUGAAUACACCUAUUGUCAUGCAAAAUAUCAAUGCCAAAACAAAAUGCGUGGUCAGUUAUUUGCUGGCGGAAACUACACUUAUAUGGGACUUUUGGGCAAAGAGCUUGGAAUAACAGGACGCAUGAAAGUCGAAUUUUGGUUAAACAGUCCAGGUGUGUCGUGUCCGUCGGGUAAGGAGGAGGGUAGUGUUAUGCAAUACAGUGGACCUUAUGUGCAUAUAGCAGCCAAUAAAAGUGCACAGUUUCAGUUUAUGAUGUUCUGCAUGAGUGAUAAACCGGGCACGACAACUCAAACACAGUCAAGUAUACAACAAACAUAUACGUCACCAAGAAGCACUACGCAGCAAACAUAUACGUCACCAAGUAGCACUACACAACAAACAUAUACGUCACCAAGAAGCACUGCGCAGCAAACAUAUACGUCAUCAAGUAGCACUACACAGCAAACAUAUACGUCAUCAAGUAGCACUACACAGCAAACAUAUACGUUAUCAAGUAGCACUACAAAGCCGACAUAUACGUCAUCAAGUAGCACUACAAAACAGACAUAUACCUCAUCAAGUAGCACUACAAAGCCAACAUAUACCUCAUCAAGUAGCACUACAAAGCCUUUAAUAAAUUUUAAAGCAAAAGUAAACACUCUUGCUCUAUCUAAAACUUCGGGAGAACCAGCCUGGCUUAAAGUUGGCAAGAAGAAAUACUUCAUCAAUUACAAUUGCAGCGUGUACAAGCAAACCAGCAGUUUCGUUAAUUACUUUAGGAUAUUUUCUAAUCCCGUUUCUAAAGCCAAUUCUUUCUGGAUAGGCGCAAACAUUAUAACAGACAAUGAACUGGAUGAGACAGAUGUCCACCUCAAACCGUACAAGUAUGAACCAGUUCAAUUCAAGAUGACAAAAGAGCACGUGCAAUCUAUGUGGAAGCACCUUAGACAACAAAGAAAGUCCAGUCCUGUAAGAGAUGGCAACGCAGGAGGAUAAUUAUUCAAAUAUAACUUCAAAUAAAACUUUGAUAUCGACAUUUGUUGAUCUAAACAUUGUUUAUCAAUUUUCUUAUAAUAUUGCAUUUUAUAAAGUUUUUUCUAAUAAGGACUUGCUAUACCAUGUGAUAGUUUAGAUAUCAGUCCAUCCAUACGUUUAUGCUCCUAGU
Ruditapes philippinarum (Manila clam) is the source of this 1341-nucleotide messenger RNA. RefSeq lists its product as uncharacterized. The coding region runs from base 3 to 1172 and encodes 389 amino acids. The record is from RefSeq and is a predicted model, not a curated record. The transcript is spliced from 5 exons. Lineage: Eukaryota; Metazoa; Mollusca; Bivalvia; Venerida; Veneridae.